AUGACACAACAGGCUGAUGCUGAGAAGGAAUCUGACUCUGAAGACGACACUGCCGACAUCUACGAUGACGAUGCAGGUGCAGCUGUGACUGAAGCCGAGUUUACUGAAUUGUUUGAAUCACAGUGGGAGAAACCUGAAGGAUUUCAAGACAACUCUCGAAACUCACAAAUGACAGGAGUAUGGGUGGAAGGAGUCAGUGAAGAUGGUCAGACCUACUAUUAUAAUACAGAGACAGGAGUAUCAACGUGGGAGAAGCCUCAUGGUUUUGUUUCAUCUUCAUAUGAGAGCAAUAAAGAUGACAAUCAUCCUGAAGAACACACCACAGCGGAUUCAAAGGGAUCUGAAUCAGAUGCUGAGAAGGAUGGUAAUAAAAGUGAAGUACAAAAGCCAGAAACAAACUUAAAGAUGAAAAGAGACAGCGAUGAAGAAACAGAGGAAGAGAAGCCCCCCAAAGUUAAAAAGAUAAGCCCUUAUGGAGAGUGGCAGGAAGUUAAACAAGAAACUGAUGUUGCUCAGGAUGAGGCCCCGUCAGUUCCACAAGUUACCUCCCACAAUGUAUCUAAAAAGACAAACCCUUAUGGAAACUGGGAGACAGUUACAGAAAAGGAAGACCCAUAUGAAAAAGUGGACUUAGAGCUUCCCAGUACAGAGAGUGACUAUCUCCCUCUGCCAGUGCUCCAGGUUCCAGAGGAUGCAAAAAUGAUAUUUAAAGAAAAAACAGUCACCUCCCUUGGAGACCUGACAGAAGAGGUUCCGAUCUUCAAAAAGAGAAAAUUUGAAAAUGGAAAAUCUAGAAAUUUACGACAAAGACCAACUGAUCAGUAAUAAAUUAACAAAGCAUUUUAGAUGCUGUUUAAACGAGAGAGGGUCAAAAGUUACUAUUUUAAACAAGCUUUUUUUAAAGAAAAUGUUGGUUAGAAAUUAAGAAUUUAUAGUUAUUCAAAAAUGUAUUGAAUGUGGAUUGUAAUAAAUUUUUUAUUUUUAUGUUAAUGUGAUUAUAUUUUGUUUUCUGAAUGGAUAAUUGCACAAUUUAUGCAGUGUUGUAAAUACAUUUAUUUUUUAUUUUAACCCUGUUAUCUGAUUUCAGUUUGCUCAAUGUGUGCUACUUAAAAUACAAUAUAAUAUAUAAGAUUUUGACUACUCUCCUAGGUAUAUGGGAAUACAUCAAUGCAUAACUUGGAAAAAUAUGGUACAGAGCAUGUGUGUGAACACAAGGAGUGGAUAAGCGGCAGUCCACUGGUACCCAUGUACUAGAAAGUAGAAUUAAGACCCAAUAUGAUAUAAGCAGAGUGGCCUUCCAGCAAACAAGCUUUGAUUUAAUAGUUACAAAAUUGAAGGUGAUGCAAGUGCAACCCACUCCAAGCAUAAUUUGAGAUUUUCAAAGCCAAGGUAGGGGAGUGAGCCACACAGAUCCCAUUUAUUACAAAAGCGAGUUUUGAAACUUUUGAAAAUCUCAGCCAAGUGUUCUAACUUAGGUUCAUGGAAAGCAAUACUGUACAUACAUGAUAAAUAUAUUGCAAGUAUACAGAGAUUCAAACCUUGUUCUGAUUAAUCUGUUUUUCACAAUACCAUGAUAAGUACCACCUCUGUGUCACACGUAUUUCUAUGAUAUCUUCCCCAUUGUGUUUUUUACUGUAUAUUUGUGUGUCCAUGAUUUUUCCUCCAGUUACACAUUUAUUUUCUUUCUUCUCUCCAUAUUUUCUUUGUCUGUUUCCUUGUAAGUCAGGAAUGGUCACACACUAGUUUCAUGAACAAGUCCUUCAAAGUUGGAGUCAUGCUCCAAUGCAAGACACUAUUUUAGUGGCUGUUGCUUGUGUGAAAUGUUCAGAUGAGUGCACUGCCUAGCUACACAGUGCUAGAUUACUGAUCAUAGAAUCUG
Molecule: messenger RNA, 1879 nt
Organism: Terrapene triunguis (Three-toed box turtle)
Lineage: Eukaryota; Metazoa; Chordata; Testudines; Emydidae
Product: WW domain-binding protein 4-like
Exons: 6
Coding region: 1-825 (274 amino acids)
Biological process (GO): mRNA splicing, via spliceosome
Cellular component (GO): precatalytic spliceosome
Molecular function (GO): RNA binding; protein binding
Source: RefSeq, a predicted model, not a curated record